CCCAACGGCACGAGACGGGCCCAACCUUCCUCCUUCGACACUCGCCCGGUGCUACUAUCGCCCGCCGCCAACCUCACCACGAACCCCGCAUACCAUCACCCGCCUGACGUCCGGCAUGGAAGGAGAAGGACGACCUAGUGGGUUCACGCACAGACAGCAGAAGCGCUCACAUGCACAAAUGGACGGCGAGCAAGCCUCUGCCUCGCCUGCCUGGAGACAUGGAUCCUUCCCCGACAACCGCGAAGCUCCCUCAACCUACCACGGCCUUCCCUUCGGAUACGGUUAUGACGAUAGGCAGAGUCCUGCUAACGAUAUCUACGACCCACCCGCCCGCUAUCGUUUCGACCGCCAACCCACCCCGAGCUUCGAGUCUGCAUUGCGAUCGCACGCCCGCCCGCCCAUAGAACGCGCCUCCUCAAGCGCCCAGCACUCACAUACCGCCGGGUUACACCUGCCAAGAUUGGGCAACAUGGCAUCUUUGGCGUCUUCGGCAUCAAGACGGUUCGCGGGCGAUGGCUUCGAUUACAGGCGGCCGGCUGGCUCGGCAAGUCAACACACAGCAGCGUCUGUCGACCUGACUGGGGACGAGGACGAUGUGGCUAUCGACCUGAGCCAGGACGACGACAUAAUUGAUCUGACGGCUGAUGAUUCGGGCGACGGGGCGAGUCACAAUGGCAACAACGCACACGAGCAACAACAAGACAGAGGACAGCCAGAGUCGCAUCCCGGUCGCCGUCACCAACCUCGUUUGCCAAGGGGCAUGGACAUCAUCAUCGACCUGGACAACGGCGAAGAAGAGUGGUUUCCUGACCCACCAGCACCACAAGCAAGCUCUCCCGAGAUUGAGUUCAUUUCUUCCCGCACAAUACACGGUCAGCGCCCCCUUCAACCAACCAACGGGAACGACUCCGAUGGCGAAGAUGUGCGGUUCAUACGGGCGAACGCGUUACCAGAGGCAGAGGUACGGAGACGGCAGAGAAACGAGCAGCUGGAUAACGUCAUGGAUCUUUUUGGAACAUUGAAUGGGCGUUUCACACAUCUCCGAGCCCAGGUCGAUCGGUUCCACGAACAGGUCAACCGGACAGCAAACCGCUUCCACGAACCUGUCGCCCCUUCCCGCAGUGCCUCUCGGGGUCGUGCGCCGCACAUACGAGUAGGCGCAUUCCAAGCGCCCAUGCUGGAUUUCGAUGUUAUAGGCUUCGAACUUGGCCCGCGGGUACGCGAAGCACCGCCUCCUCCCGCUACCUAUGACGCGCCACCACCAGCCCCAGAGGGCUUCACGAGGAGCCCGGAAGAAGAAGGAGGAGCACUCAUAUGUCCCAAUUGCGAAGAAGAGCUGUGUGUCGGCAGCGACGAGAUCAAGAGGCAGGUGUGGAUUGUCAAAGGAUGCGGUCAUGUUUACUGCGGCGAGUGUACAGCCAAUCGAUCGGCGAAGCGCAGUGCAAAGGGCAAGGAAAGACCCGCAAACACAAACCCAUUCAAGGUUUGCGUGGUCGAGGACUGCGACAAGAACGUGUCCCACAAGAAGAGCAUGAUUCAGGUGUUUCUGUGAUCACCCAACAUCACGCAGUCCAAGAGAUGGAUCUGUAUCUUUCUUUUCAGGACCUAUAUCUAGGCUCAGUCAUGAUUGGGUGUUUUGACGAUACCCUUGCUUGCAUCUCAUUUCAGGCUCUUAUCAUAUCUAUUCGCAUUUGUUGCAUUUGCAUAGCAUGGCGUUUUGGAUGGCUGUUCUGUACAUUUUACACCUGGCUUAUUGGCAUAAAUGAGCGGUCCAUUCCCUCUGCAUGCCCAUUGUCCCGGUCAAAUAGAAGAAGACCAAGAUAUGCGAGAUCGGGUGUAAUUAGCGUGCAAGGAUUGAGAUGAACCCGCAAUAUGUUUGACCCACGGACCGAUCGUCUGUGUACCUUGACCUGUUCCAUGUCCCAAUUUCAU
Molecule: messenger RNA, 1932 nt
Organism: Alternaria rosae
Lineage: Eukaryota; Fungi; Ascomycota; Dothideomycetes; Pleosporales; Pleosporaceae
Exons: 3
Coding region: 116-1552 (478 amino acids)
Cellular component (GO): SUMO-targeted ubiquitin ligase complex
Molecular function (GO): ubiquitin-protein transferase activity
Source: RefSeq, a predicted model, not a curated record